AUGGACAGCGGAACAAUUGCAAACAUCGACAAUUCGAUCGAGAAGCUGGACUCGGAAAUCGCUAAAAUCCGGCAGGAGAUCAACAACUUCCAGAAUAGACGACGCUUGCUAUCAGCCAGUCUCCUAUCGUCGGAUUACGUACGCCAACGAAUCGAACAAAGCAAUAGCCAACGCGAUGGCGUCGUCGCCUCAACUUCUACAGCUACUGUCGCAAGAAGCGUACGCGAAGAAGUCUCAUCGUUGCUUAGCAAUGCGCAUAAACACCGCGAAACGAACCUCCACCGCCUAGCAUUUGCAACAACGUCAUUUCCCUGGAAAGAUCCAAAUCCGUAUUCAGAUUGUCCCAAUCUGCUGGGUAUAAGAAUUGAUGUAUCUGAGCGGGGCGGCACAUUUGCGAAACCGUAUUAUGUGCUUCUGCGACGGGAGAAAGAGGACAACACAACACCAACAUCGUCGUCGUCGGUACAAAGGCAGCGUCGGUCAAUGGCUCUUUUCUCCAUCUAUCGACAUACGAUCCCGGCAUUCAUUCCGAUAGAGAAAUUGGCGCAGAGAUAUCUCCCGCAAGCUCGAUCUAUCCGGAAGCGGGGCGAGGCGGACGAUGAGAUCGAGAUGCUAAAGGCGAAAGCGAAAACAAGGAAACAGGACCUCUCUACUUUUGUGCGACAAUUGCGCAAGGAGAUAGCCGCGUGGCAUGUGCGCCGUGAUUCGAUUUCAUGGCUACAAGAACGUACGGGUGUUACUAGCGAGAAUCACGAUGGCGAUGAAGGUGUAUCCGAGCAAGAGGAAACGGAAAGACAGCAAAAUGAUCACGCAACGCUUCUUGUGUCACUUGCUGCUACAUCGCUAGAAUGCAGAUAUGUGCGAUUGGAGUGGAGAGAUGGUAGGGUCGGUCGAUUCAAAAUAUCGAACGCGGGACUUGUCGAACGGGCGGUUGUUAUUGGGGACAAAGGCCGCGAUAAAAGAACCGAGACAAUUCUGAUGGGAGGAGAUCGGCGAGUUGAGACGCUGGUUGGUCGGUUAUUGAGUACGUAG
This is a messenger RNA of Talaromyces atroroseus, 1032 nucleotides long. RefSeq lists its product as hypothetical. Gene Ontology annotation, cellular component: Mis6-Sim4 complex; kinetochore. Bases 1 to 1032 code for a protein of 343 amino acids. The record is from RefSeq and is a predicted model, not a curated record. NCBI's taxonomy places the organism in Eukaryota, Fungi, Ascomycota, Eurotiomycetes, Eurotiales, Trichocomaceae. The transcript is spliced from 2 exons.